AUGUUUCCCAUAAACACGUCACAAUGUGAUUACAGAAGAUUAUCUAGAGCGGAAGGAAUGGCAGUAAUACAGAUAACGUCAAAAUAUGAAACUUCCAUAUUAGAAGAAUCAAUAAUUGAAGAGGUCAUCAAACUUGACGAAAUCAUUAGAAAUGUCAGUUUUCUAUGGAAUAACGCAUUCCUUCGUUACGAAGAUUUGUGUUGUAAGGCAGACGGAAGCACUUGCCACGAGAAUUUUGUUUUGUCAUUGAAAGGAAAGACGAAAGACAUAAAAAAAGGAAUGUACAAGAUCAAAUAUCCAGCUGAUAGAAUUGAUGGCAAAUUAGUAAUUUCCGGUAUCGAAUUCGGAGGUGUCACAGUAGACGAGAAAAAUAUGAUUCGAGAUUCUAAGGCAAUUAGACUGUUUUAUCCACUGGACCGUGCUACAGAAGAAACUAAAGAAAUGGCACUAAUGUGGGAAAAAACUUUUCUAGAAUCAACAUCAACAAUUCACAUGAAUAAUAUCGAAAUUUAUAAGUUCAUUGGUCAGUCUGUCAAUAAUGAAGUUAACCGAAAUGGCGAAAAUAUUUUUUCUCUCAUUAUUAUUGCGGCUCCAAUAAUGUUGAUAUUCUCUGCAGUUUCUUGCUUAUCAACUGAAGCACUGCGUAGUAAGCCCUGGUUGGGUAUUGCUAGCUGUGUAUCACCAUUCUUAGCCACUGUUGCAGCAUUUGGACUACUAAUUUACUGCAAAAUGGAAUAUGUCCCAUUAAACGUUAUGAUUAUUUUCCUGAUGUUAGGUAAGUCUUUUGAAAAUCUUUUAUAACGAAGUAAAUAUAUAUAGAAAAACCUGAUUUAUUUGUUUAUACGUUGUCACGAAAUACAAAGCAAUAGUCAUAAAUAAUCGUUCAUCUUGUCAAUGCUAACUUCAUUGCUGAAGUUAUUUUGUCGUUGAGAUGUUGGA
Molecule: messenger RNA, 939 nt
Organism: Centruroides sculpturatus (bark scorpion)
Lineage: Eukaryota; Metazoa; Arthropoda; Arachnida; Scorpiones; Buthidae
Product: patched domain-containing protein 1-like
Exons: 2
Coding region: 1-801 (266 amino acids)
Biological process (GO): molting cycle, collagen and cuticulin-based cuticle; endocytosis
Cellular component (GO): cytoplasmic vesicle membrane; plasma membrane
Source: RefSeq, a predicted model, not a curated record